Molecule: messenger RNA, 1183 nt
Organism: Daphnia pulex (common water flea)
Lineage: Eukaryota; Metazoa; Arthropoda; Branchiopoda; Diplostraca; Daphniidae
Gene: ATP6AP2
Product: renin receptor-like
Exons: 7
Coding region: 98-1024 (308 amino acids)
Biological process (GO): positive regulation of Wnt signaling pathway
Cellular component (GO): membrane; external side of plasma membrane
Molecular function (GO): signaling receptor activity
Source: RefSeq, a predicted model, not a curated record
CGAACACAUCACCUGACUUUAGCUGUCACGAGACUCGAGACUGUCAAACUUUUUCUAAAGGCAAUUGCAGCUGCUGUUGACCAGACAAGAAGGCAAGAUGAAAGUGGCAUCAAUUGUCGGCGUAUUUUGUCUAUUAACCUCAGUCCUGGGAAAUGGAGAGUUCAGCAUCUUGCACAGCCCUAAUGGAGUCAACUUUAGGGGAGAUGAACAGCUGAAUACAAGUGAAUUGCCAAAAAUUAUUUCCACUGCAAUGGGGCACACAACACCUUUUGGUGACUCGUGGAAUGGACUUACAGUCUUGAAUCCAUUUAAUUACCCAGAAGUUUCAGUUGCUGUUGUUGUUGAGGGUGUGCAAAGUCUCCAGUUGAGUGAACCCAGAUACCCACUAGAGAUCACCUCUACUCUUGAUCAAGUGAAGGAUGAUUUCACUUCUAUUCUAGGCCAAGUUGUAUUUGACGAAAAUGACUUAUAUUCUGGUGAAACCCAGAAGAUUUUGGCACUUCAAAAGCUCAACAAAAAGGAUGUUGCUGUCUUGCAGUUUCUUAAAGAUAUUGAUGUUUUGAUGGAUUUAAAACAUAAGGUAUUGGCAAAAUCCGUCUUCAAGACUGUUUGGAUCCGCCUUAAUGGUUUGGAUGAUAUCAUCAGUGUCUAUGGUCAAGACUCUGAGCAAGCUUUGGAAGCAGUUACUAUUUUGAAAUCUGCUCUCGGCGAGCUUCAAGAUGCACUAGAAAACACUUAUGGCGAUCGAUUUAUCCUAACUGCCAUAACCAUUGAAAGACUUCGCCUUCGAGAAAAGAGGUCUACGACUUCGAAUGCCAAAGCAAAUAGCGAACUGUAUUGGAAGUUGAAUUUAUCUAAACGCUAUGGAUCGGAUUACUCAUCCAUUUUUAAUAUCCUUUUAUGGACAUCCGUUUUCUUGAUUGCUGCUCUUAUUUCCACCGCUGUGUUUAUUUGCACACUCGAUCCUGGUCGUGACUCCAUCAUCUAUCGGAUGACGACACAGCGCAUCAAAAAGGAAAAUUAGAGAAGUCACAUUCCGAUUUAUUUGUUGGCUUGAGCCUCACUGAUAAUAAUUUAGCGUGUAAAAAAAUGUUACUUUGUUUGGUGUACAUUUUCUAGCUUUUCUUUGUUCAUGUCGUAGCCAUAACUGUUCGUUCUGUGUGUGAUUACACAUUUAAACGAA